GAUUUGUUAUGUCAUUCGAUUAUAGCUAGCAUAUCUGAGUUGUCUUGUCUUAAACGAUGUCUAUCAUGUCGGGAAGAAAUGGCCACCAAACAAAAUUUUUCCUCUCAAUUAUGAGCAUUCAGUGCCUUGACAUUGUUAUUUUGAUUCUAGUAGGUGUUUGGAUGGGCCAUUAUCGUGGUGGUUUUGCUUGGGAUGGCAGUGGGAAAGAGUUUAAUUAUCAUCCUAUUUUUAUGGUUAUAUCCAUGAUAUUUCUUAACAGCCAAGCCAUGAUUUCAUACAGAGUUCUUUCUAAUGAUAAAAAGUUUUUAGUGAAAUUACUUCAUAUGGCUAUUCAGGCUAUUGCAUUUGGUUUUGGUGUUCUUGGUUUAAAGGCAGUUUUUGAUUUUCACAAUAAACAUAAUAUUACCAACUUAUACUCUCUGCAUUCCUGGAUUGGACUAUCGUGUUUUAUUCUUUUUGGCUGUCAGUUUGCUUGUGGAUUUCUGGGCUUUCUCUAUCCAAAGCUACCUGAUGUUCCAAGAACAUUUUACCUGAAAGUACAUGUUUUUUUUGGUACAUCAAUUUUCUUGAUGGCUGUUGCUGCAUGUCUCACUGGAAUAACUGAAAAGGCCGUUUUUACAAUUUGGAAAAAAAAUGCACAACUUUCUAAGGAGACAGUUCUUGUUGACAUUCUUGGUAUUGCUUUGAUUGUACAUGCUGGUCUGAUGUAUUAUGUCAUGUCAAAUGAUGAUUUUAAACGAGUAGAUGCCAAUGAGCAAGAACAGAGGCAUUUGUUGGGUCAAAGUGACGAAAGUGAAACCUAAGAAUAAGUGAAAUGUCAAUGAAUAAACGAAAUAAUGAUCUAAUUUCUUUCAAAGACACUUUAUCAUUUAGUUCAUCAAUCAUCAUAGCAAUUUAAUUAUUACACUGAUUUCAAAGCA
Messenger RNA from Xenia sp. Carnegie-2017, 920 nucleotides. RefSeq names its product transmembrane ascorbate-dependent reductase CYB561-like. Gene Ontology annotation, molecular function: oxidoreductase activity. The transcript has 4 exons. The record is from RefSeq and is a predicted model, not a curated record. The coding region runs from base 57 to 803 and encodes 248 amino acids. Lineage: Eukaryota; Metazoa; Cnidaria; Anthozoa; Malacalcyonacea; Xeniidae.